This is a messenger RNA of Rana temporaria (common frog), 954 nucleotides long. RefSeq names its product serine/threonine-protein phosphatase PGAM5, mitochondrial-like. The coding region runs from base 54 to 863 and encodes 269 amino acids. Gene Ontology annotation, biological process: positive regulation of mitochondrial fission. The record is from RefSeq and is a predicted model, not a curated record. The transcript is spliced from 6 exons. NCBI's taxonomy places the organism in Eukaryota, Metazoa, Chordata, Amphibia, Anura, Ranidae. Gene Ontology annotation, cellular component: mitochondrion.
AAGGCCUGCAGACAGACAUCUCUGAGUGUUGGUGUGUUUGUUGAGAAGUUACCAUGUUCCUGCGCAGGGUUGCCUUGGCUGGUGGAGCAGCACUUUUUGCUGCAACAGUUUUGAACCACAAUGGGGAAGCCUCAAGCGUAAGUGCUGUGUCAUGGCCACCAGCCUUCACCAGGAGCUGGGACCACAACUGGGACCGACGUGAACCAAUGUCUCUGAUCAAUCUAAAUGACCUGAAAGGAAAUAGGGUUGACUUGCAAAACCAACUAAAAAAAUAUAAAGCAAAGGCCAGGCGUCAUAUUUUCCUUGUUCGCCAUGGACAGUACAAUGUGAAUGGUGAAACGGACUCUGAAAAAGUCCUAACGCAACUUGGUCGUGAGCAGGCUAAUUUAACUGGUCAGCGCCUUGCUAAUUUGGGUUUCACGUACAAUGGGCUGACCUACUCUACAAUGCAAAGGGCCAAAGAGACAUCAGAAAUAAUUGGCCAGCAUCUGGAUGGUGUGACACGUAUUGGUUCUGACUUGCUAAGAGAAGGGGCUCCCAUUAGACCAGAUCCACCAAGCAAGCACUGGAAACCAGAUGCUGUGUAUUUUGAUGAUGGACCACGUAUAGAAUCUGCUUUUAGAAGCUUUAUUCACCGUGCGGACUAUGAACAGAAGGAUGAAAGCUAUGAGAUCAUAGUCUGCCAUGAUAAUGUUAUCCGCUAUAUUGUAUGCAGGGCUCUUCAGGUGCCUCCUGAAGCUUGGCUACGCAUGGAUCUAAAUCAUGGCAGCAUCACUGAACUUGUGAUUCACCACAAUGGUCGUGUAACUCUAAGAAUGCUUGGCGAUGCCGGCUAUAUGCCUGCUUCAAAACUCAGCAGCUAAACUAUGACAGAUUUAUGCAAACCCAAUUGGCAUUCAGGAUCAAUACAACUGCAUCCCAACUAUAGGAAAUGCUUUAUGCAAGAUACUGUAA